This is a messenger RNA of Betta splendens (Siamese fighting fish), 2673 nucleotides long. It is a transcript of the gene mindy1, whose product is annotated as MINDY lysine 48 deubiquitinase 1. Bases 625 to 2286 code for a protein of 553 amino acids. The record is from RefSeq and is a predicted model, not a curated record. Gene Ontology annotation, biological process: protein K48-linked deubiquitination. Lineage: Eukaryota; Metazoa; Chordata; Actinopteri; Anabantiformes; Osphronemidae. Gene Ontology annotation, molecular function: K48-linked deubiquitinase activity; cysteine-type carboxypeptidase activity; cysteine-type deubiquitinase activity. Gene Ontology annotation, cellular component: cytosol; cell periphery. The transcript has 12 exons.
UAGUAGGCGGGGCCUGUGAGAGGAGUGGGACGUAAACAGCUAGCAUGCUUGGUCGGUGCCCCAGUCACCGCAGAUUUCACACGACUGAUCCUGGUGUCGGUGAGCAGCAUCUCAUCAGACCCACUGCUGGUUCUGACUCAGAGGCGAAUUUCUCAGCUUUUUCUCGGGCCGACUCGUUGCGUUUGUGGAACGGGCGCUUACUUGCUAACUGAUUUAAGCUAGCUUCAGGGAGUUGUGCUUGUCUGAAAGCUGCUUAAGACUGAGCCGUCCGCUUCGUGGAGGUGGUUCCGUCAAGGUUCUGCUGAGGAGACGUCGCUGUGGAGGACUAGAGUCCGCAUAAUUCGUUCAGCGCGAGUACGUACAAGUUUUACUUUUUGUUCGGGACGAAGGAUUUGACCAGCACUGGAAAUAUCACGUUAAAUGACCGAUAAGAAGGUGUAUUUGUUUUGUCGAGGGCACCCUGAUGGAUUGAGGACGAGAUUACCUGUGUCCUAUUCAAACUACAGCUGCUUCUGACCAAAUUGCACAUCAACUCUGAGGUUGAGUUUGUUUAUGACAGCCUCAGUUUUUAAUGUUUUUUAACAUUUGUUACUUGUGUGUAAGAAGCACGUAUUUGUUCAGCUGAUGAUGGCGGAGUCCAGCUCUGAGGCAACAGCGACAACAGAGAUACUCAUCCAACACAGCACAGAGGAACCACCCUUCAGCACAGAAACCUCUAAAGAAUUGCAUGUAACCAUGACAACCGGGCAGGGCUGGACAAAGUCGAAUGUUGGCAUUGAAGUUCAUAGCGGCAGCACUGGUAGUCUUCAAAAGGAGGAGAAGGCCACAUCCCCAGAGUCAUCGUCACUAACACCUGAGACUAGGACGAUAACCACAGAAGAAGAAUCUGAGUUAGCCAGGCACAUCAAGACCGGAGAACAGGAGGGAGACCCGGGUCUGGAUCUGGACCUGGGGGAGAGCUCAUCUCUAGCUGGUGGCUCAGAGGACCAGCAGGAGUCUACAGACUCUGCAUCCUUCUCCAUCCCCAGCCUGGAGCUGUCAGAUGGGGUCACAGCCACAGGGAAUUCUAUGGAUGUGGACAUGGGUCUGUCUUCAUCCUACUCUGCUCUUGGUGCAGACUGUCCCUCUCCGUCAACCGAGGUCCCAAGUCUGAAGGAUGACGAGACCCGAGGGGUCGCAGAUGGCGCUGGUCCUGCUGUGAGUGCUGAGCCUGGUCCAUCCAUGCCUGCGUAUUACCUGGUGAAGUGGAUCACGUGGAAAGAGAAAAAGACUCCCAUCAUCACCCAGAGUGAGAAUGGACCCUGCCCCCUGCUGGCCAUCAUGAACACACUGUUCCUGCGCUGGAAGGCUAAACUUCCUGCUCAGACUGAAGUCGUCACCACUGAGGACCUGAUGGCUCACCUGGGAGAGUGUGUGUUGUCGGUCACGCCCAGAGAAAAGGCAGAUGGAAUGGAGCUCAACUUCCAACAGAACAUGAGCGAUGCCAUGGCCGUGCUCCCCAAACUGUCUACAGGGCUGGAUGUUAACGUACGUUUCACUGGAGUCACCGACUUUGAAUACACACCAGAGUGCAUUGUGUUUGACUUGCUGGACAUCCCGUUGUAUCACGGCUGGCUGGUCGACCCCCAGAGUCCAGAGAUGGUGGCUUCUGUCGGAAAACUGAGUUACAACCAACUGGUGGAGAAAAUCAUUGACUUCAAACACUCUUCUGACAGCAGUCGAGUCAGUGAAGGUUUGGUGGCGGAACAGUUCCUGGAGUCAACAGCAACUCAGCUGUCGUAUCACGGUCUGUGUGAGCUCAACACGACAGUUAAAGAGGGAGAGAUCUCUGUGUUCUUCAGGAACAACCACUUCAGCACUAUGAUCAAACACAAGGGCCACCUCUACCUGCUGGUCACAGACCAGGGUUUCCUGCAGGAAGAGGGUUUGGUCUGGGAGUCUCUUCAUAACGUUGAGGGCGAUGGGAACUUCUGUGACUCCGACUUCAGGCUGUGUCAUCCUCCUCAGAGAGCCCCACCCUCCUCCACCUUGCCCCCCUCCACUCAGGAGCAGCAGAGACAGAUCGACCAGGACUACCUGGUGGCGGUGUCCCUGCAGCAGCAGCAGGGCAGGAGCCCAGGGCCCCUCAGUGACCUGGAGCUGGCCCGUCAGCUUCAGCAGGAGGAGUAUCAUCAGCAGCAGCAGCAGCAGCAGCAAGGAUCAGUUCAGCCGACGCAGCAGGUCAGAGGUCAGGGGUCACAGACAACCAGAAGACGAGACAAGGACUCUGACUGUGUCCUCUUAUAGCCUCCUUAUCAUAAUCCUCUGUCCGCAGGAGGUCAGUAGCUCAGUGCGCUCGAUGCCAAACUCAGACCAGUGCUUUGUCUAAUGGUGUGACUCCAGAACUCACAGCGGAGUCUGGUUGAAAACACCACAACCACCGUGUACACGCCUGCCUGCAUCAAAGGCUCCGUUGAUAUUUGUAAAGACAUUUACUGAUGACUUAUAAACCAUUAAUAUCAACAUUUGUUUUGAAAAUGAUCGUUUGUUCACAAAGAGGGGGAACAAGCUAAUUAUCACAUUAUUAUAUUUCAUAUUAGUGAUCAUAUCAUCUGAAUUAUUUUACAGCUUUAAUUAUUCUAAAGUUUAACAAUAGUUCAUUAAAGUAAUAAAUUAAAAUCUUAUUAACUUUAA